AUGGGUGUGAAAGGUCUCAACUCGCUAGUUAAAGAGCAUGCUCCAGAUGCUUUCAAAGAGUUCACCAUGAAGACCCUCUUUGGUAGGAAAGUUGCCAUCGACGCCUCCAUGUGUCUAUACCAGUAUCUUAUUGCUGUGAGACAGCAAGAUGGUCAGCAAUUGACCUCAGAAGACGGGGAAACCACCUCGCAUUUGCUGGGGAUGUUCUACAGAACGAUACGAAUGGUGGAAAACGGGAUGAAACCCAUGUACGUUUUUGACGGGAAACCUCCAGUGUUGAAAGGAGGAGAGUUGGAGAAGAGAAUGUUGAAGAAACAAGAGGCAAUGGGAAAGCUUGAGGAGUUGAAAGAAACAGGUACGGUGGAGGAGCUACUCAAGCACGAGAAGAGAACCGUGAGGGCUUCCAGACAGCAGAAUGAAGAAGCACAGAAGUUGCUCAAGUUGAUGGGCAUUCCCUACAUGAUAGCACCUUGCGAGGCUGAAGCGCAGUGUGCUGCUCUAGCAAAGGGCGGCAAGGUGUUUGCAGCAGCCUCGGAGGAUAUGGACACGCUUUGCUACGAGCCACCAUUUCUUUUGCGCCACUUGACGGUUGCAGAAGCAAGGAAGAUGCCGAUUGACCAGAUAGAGUACCUGGAAGUUCUCAAAGGUUUGGGAAUGGACAGAUCGACAUUUGUGGACUUGUGCAUUUUGCUUGGCUGCGAUUACUGUGAGACCAUCAAGGGCGUGGGGCCUGUCACUGCUUUCAAGCUUAUCAAGGAGCACGGUUCAUUGGAAAAUAUCGUCAAGUGGAUCGAGGCCAACCCAGACAAAACCAAAUACAAGCUCCCGGAAAACUGGCCAUGGGCCGAAGCCAAGGAGUUGUUCAUGAACCCAGAUAUCACUCCAGUAACUAAAGCAGAGGACGUGGAGUUGAAAUGGGAAGAGCCUGAUGUGGAUGGUCUUGUGGAAUUUAUGGUGCAACAAAAGGGCUUCAACGAAGACAGAAUUCGCAGUGGUGCCGAGAAGCUCAAGAAGGCAUUGAAAGGCGGUGUCCAGGGCCGACUCGAUGGCUUCUUCACCGUGGUCAAGCUGCCAUCGUCCAAAAAGAGAGCUGCCCCUGAAGCCAAGGGCAAGGGGAAGAAGAAAAGCAAACGAUGA
Molecule: messenger RNA, 1137 nt
Organism: Candidozyma auris
Lineage: Eukaryota; Fungi; Ascomycota; Pichiomycetes; Serinales; Metschnikowiaceae
Product: multifunctional nuclease RAD27
Exons: 2
Coding region: 1-1137 (378 amino acids)
Cellular component (GO): cytoplasm; nucleus
Molecular function (GO): 5'-flap endonuclease activity; DNA binding; 5'-3' exonuclease activity
Source: RefSeq, a predicted model, not a curated record